Messenger RNA from Xyrichtys novacula (pearly razorfish), 23689 nucleotides. NCBI's taxonomy places the organism in Eukaryota, Metazoa, Chordata, Actinopteri, Labriformes, Labridae. The record is from the annotation of a GenBank genome assembly.
CCUUUGCGCCAGCUUUCACGUAACCAGCCGUUGCUAUCAACUUCAAACAGCCUUUCGGAGCCUGUCAGCGGUGUGUGUCGCCUGCCUGUGCUGCUUCUCCUUCUGGCCUGACAACUGGAAACAUGCUGUCUUUCGCUUUCAGACAACUCACACGGGUAAGUUUAGGAUAAACCGCAGUUUUUGUGUCACUUAUUCUCUCAUGAGUUGCGUAACUUGCAGGUGGAAGUGUUGGUUAGCUUAAUGCCAGUGUUGCUCAAUACUAACGUCCAGUCCAGGGGGUCGAAGUUGUCUUCGGCCUUCAUGAGAUUGGCUAUUUUUUUUGCUGACAGGGAAUUAUUUACAGCAGCGGUUACAGUUUUCUCGUUUGCACUGUAUUUCGAAACCCUGACGAUUGUUUGUUAGCUGUGAAGCUAGCAGGCUAGUUGUGAGUGCAUGUUACAUACACAGCUGCAGCUGAGUCCACGCAAUGAUGCAACAGCGACUGUUCAGUUUCAUCAUGUGGGGAGAGAGCGAGAGACAAUACAGAUCACUCAGGUCUCCUUUCAGUCUCUAUUUGUCGUUUAAAUUUGUAAAUUUUUUAAUUUAACUCUGUCCUUUUUAAAACUACAUUGUCUUUAGGUAAUAAUACACUUUAAAUGACCAUUACAGAGGUGACUUGGACUCAGUGAGGAGCUCCGAUCAAAAUACAGAUAACACUAGAGAAAGUUAGGUACAGUGAUGUAUUAUUAACCAGUCAGAGGCCCCAAUAACGUCCAAAGUGCAAAAUAAAGCUCAAGGUGCACCAGGCAAAUAUUGUUUACUGCUUUUAGAUAAUAAUAAAGCAGAUACAGUUUUAUUUUCCUUUAACAUUUGAAGUUAAAGUAGGCCUGGGCGAUUUCACAAAAAAAAUGAUCACGAUAUAUUUUGCCGUAUCAUCCGAACUCGAUUAUUAUCACAAUUUUUUUUUUAAACUGCCAGUUUUAAAGUAUCUGUACUAAAAGCUAAAGAAACUAGAGAUUAGUUCAACAUUUUAUUAACAUACGAAGUAAAUAACUAAGAAUAAGAUACACUUCAAAAAAUAUAUAAAACCAUUUUAACUCAACAGUACAGCAAAUGUAGAUAAAUACUAAAUAAUACAGUGAAUUAGUUUACAGUCCUGAGUGUUUUUGCAGGUAUGCAAGACCCAAAAUAAACAAAAAUCCCCCUCAGAGAUAAUGAAGACGCCUUAAAAUGUAAACAUUAGAUGAUGGAAAUGUAGAUGAUAUGAUUGAUCGCUGCUUUGGUCUGGUGGCUGCACCGCAAGUUGUGGCUAAACUGCUAAUGCUACUUGUGCCGUCAGCAGUGACAGGCUAAGCAGCCUCCGCUCACAUUUUCAUGUUUUCCGCAAAAUCACUCAGGAAGUACUUCUUCAAAUGAUUUACAGAUAUGUUGUUUUUCCAGUUUUUGAGGGCACCAACCGCCGACAUACCUUACACAUCGGCUUAAUUACUCUACGUCACUUUAGAGAUAACCGAACCACCGCCACACAACUGACGUUGAAUAACUUCUUAACAAUAACAUCUUCUGAGGAUGACUCAAAGUCAUGGCUGACAUCUAUUUUGCUGCCCUCAGCUCUGCUUUUGGCAGAGGUGAGCAGGAAAAGUUCGACUCUGAUUGGUUGUUGUGACGCACAUUUCCACUAUGUUUGAUCGAGUAAAUAUGCUCACAGCUCAUCACCGUGAUUGAACUAAAAUUUAUCACGAUCAUAUAAUCCAGUCCUACCAGUGAGUGUACCUGCGAAUACUCAGAGAAGGCCAGCCAGACUUGGCAAGUUCGCAAUGAUGUGUAACAAAUCUCAGCACACAGUGAUAGACAGUCAUAAUCAUUCAACUGUUUCACCGGUGUUGAAAAUGCAGACUAAAAAUCGAGAAAAUCAACAAUAUUGUAGAAUCGCAAUCUAAAUGAACUGACUCCAGAGAACAGCAUAUCAUCCCAGCUCUACUGAUAAACAUCUUCCACUUUUUUCCCCACCAGUUUUGAGUUAGCUUGCCUGCUUACGCUCUUGCCUGUUGGUCACUCGACACUUUAUGCUGCACUGGAUAGAUGUAUGGCCAAAUAAACAUGCUCUGCACAUCCACACAUAUACAGAUAUUGUCAGAGCAAAUUUUAAACAAUCAGAGGAGAGGUUGUAGCAUUUACAGACAAGUGCAUAUCCAUUCAAAAGUAAAAUCACAGCCUUUGUUACAUAACAGAAACUCAUUUUACAACACUACAAGUAUCUGUCUCAUUUACAACCUUAUGCUACCCCCACGUGUGCUUAAGAUCAUGACUUAAACUAAGGGUUACUAUAGUUCUCCAUAUACAUUUUUAUCUUAUGUUUUUAGAAUCUGUUUCCCUCCUUUUUUCUGCCUCUGUUGAUGCAUACUUUUUCGCCCAGUGAUGUAACUUCAGUCAACUAUAAAAGUUUUAUAGUUUGACAACAUUUUAUCAAACAGAUUGUUUGAAAAAAUGUUCAGGAUGAUACAGAUGUUGAAAAUUUGUGAUUGAAGGAUAUUAUUGGCCUAAUUUUUAACUUCAUGAAGUGACCUAUUUCUGGGCUGAUGUGAAUUCCAUGCAAUAUUUCAGAGAGAACUUGGCCUUUGUAAGUCUUUGCCAAAAUCAUGUGUUCAGACCUACUUUCCUAAGUCACUGUCAGCUUGUUUGAACUUUAAUACUGUACACACUGAUUCACAUGCAUGCAUGCGGUUUCUAUUAGUGCUAAUUGUUAGUGUGCGUUUCCCUCACAUGAUUCCUUAUUUCCUUUGGCGGAGGCCGCUGUGUCUUCACAGUGUCCACGGUGAAAGAUAUCAGUCAGUUUGCGAGCACUUAUCUGUCGUUGCAGUUGGUCUUUUUUUCCAACAGGGAAAGUUAGGAUCAGUUUGACAACAGCUUAGACUCAAACACCCUACUUUUAUGACUUGGAUUUACGUAAGUGGGUCGUCUGUUGCAUCAGAUAUUACAGUGUAAGAAAAACAGAUUGUUUUGGCCUUAGCUGGGGUGUUUGUUUUGAUCGCAGCUUUAAAACAGUUUCAUGUUAUGUUGAUUUCACAGCUCCUACCGUUCUUAAAGUGGUGCAUCUGUUGUCAAGAGGAUUUUGAUCUUACAGUUUAAGCAUGUGUCUCCACUUUCUGCAAGGUCAGGUGCUGAUCUCGGCAGAACUAACCUGAAAAAAUUCAUCGUUUAGUUUAGUUUAGUUUGUAUUGACUGUGUAGCAGCUAUAUUUAUGUAAGAAGCAUGAAAAAUAUACUACGAAGGCACCUCCCAAAGGCCUUUCAAAGCAAAAUGCUGAUCUGUUUUUUCUGUUGAGAGACUCCUCUUUUUGUAUUUCCACUCGAUGCUUGUACUCUGGAGCUGUGUCAGGGUAGUCAUUUGGUAAAAGAAGGGACUUGCAAAGGAUAAAAAGUUGGCAAAACUCCCUUUUGCUGCAGGCAAGUUUUGUUAAUUAUGUAAUCCUAACUCCGGGUCAUGGAAAAUAUAAAUUCUGUCCCUUUCAUGUGUCUGCCCAGCUGUCUCUGGUCAGCUAGUAAACAACCCCUGACACUGUUCCAACACCUGAAAACAUCCCCUGAUGUGAAAAAAGUGAAUGAAACAGAGCCAUAAUUCAUUAUGCUGUACCGUAUGUGAUAAACAAAAUGACAACAGGUUAUGGGACAUAUAAAAUCACCAUUAAGUGUUAUCCAUUAGUCAUAAUAGUCAGCAAAUCACUACUUAAAAAAGCUGACAUGGACUUUGCACUGAAGAUUAGUUGUGCUUUGUUUCUCUGUUUGUGAGGAGACCUACUGCACUUUGGCAUUUGGUGCAAACAACGACUAUCUGUCCUGUUUUUGUGUUCUACAGUAAAAGAAAAAAUUCUCAGUAAUCAAGUAAAAAGAGGCAAACUGGAUCUUUUUAAUCCUACUGUUUAGACAGACUCAGAAAUAGUUUUUAGUAGGGCUGGGCGAUAUGGCUUCAAAUCAAUUUCCCAAUAUCGAGCAGUUCACCUCGAUAACGAUAAACAGACGAUAAAUGGAUGAUAACUACUCCACAAGCUGAUCAACCCUUCCUGAAUUAACUUCGUCUACUUCAGCCGCUACAACUUCUGAACCGUCCUCCAUCUCCUCACCUGUCUUUCCCUCUUUUUUACAGACUGGAUGGGGUGGAGUCAUGUCUCUGAUGUAGGACAGCGUCUGAAAGGAACAUGAGACCAUAGCGUACCUACACACAUCCAAAACCAACUUUGAUUUAUUUAUUUUUGACACCAAAUAUACCGAUAUGGGCAAAAGAAGUCGGUUUUUGUCUUAAUUUUCUGUAUUGGUAAAUUUUCGGUUCAUUGUCCAGCCCUAGUUUUUAGUUUAAUCACCUCUCAUUCAUUGAGACCACUUAAAUGGCUUUACAUAUAUGAAUAAACAAGCUAGCAGUACUAUGCCAGUGGAAAUCUUUUAACUCUGGCUUUUCCAGUACAGUAAAACUCUCUUAUUAAGGUUUUGUUUUAUUGCUUUGUCCGCUCUUUGAAAGGUGGAUGUUUUGAACCUGCUUGGUUUACACUUUUUAAUGCUAUAUGGCAGCUACUACCUUUUAAAAUGUUAAGCACCCCUCACGUCAAGUUCAGCUAUAACACUUCCUAAGCAAAUAACAAAUCUGCCAGUGUAUCCAGAUAAAACUAAUGCAUGCCUGUCAAGCUGAUCACAGAUUUUUAAAAGAGCAGUCCGCAUUUAACAAUAAUUCACUUUGAACAGCUUCUCUGUGAAGACGUGUGUCUUUGUCUGAGUGUCACACUGAGAUUAGAAAAUCAUAACAGGCUUUUUUUUUCAGUCAUUUCUAACAGUUUAAAGACAAAUGCUUUGAUUGAGAUUAGAGUCAUCACAUUCAUGAUUGUUGUUUUUUUUUGUAAAAACAUUGUGCACUUGACAGGGACAGUCGGACAGUUGUGGGAACAGGGUUGAGGAAGGCCAGGCUUUGACCCCAGCUUUGUCAAACACGCAGUUGAUAACAUGCACUCAGUUGUCCUCAGACUCCAGGAAGCCUAACAUGAAGCUCUUUCCUCUAUCAUUUUCCUCACUACCAAAAAUGUUGAGGAAAGAUUACAACAUAAAUGAAUCAUUCGGCCGCCUACACCUCUUGAAGAUUGGCCGUGUUGCAGCUAUCGCUUAGGACUCUGAUUGUCACCCUGACAACCCUGUGACCCGAAAAGAGUUGAGUCGCUCUGGACUCUGCCUCCGUCCCUCCCUUCACGCCUCUUCACCCCGUCCAGAUUUCUCAGUCUAGUGUUAUCCAGACUGAAUCACGGGGCAGUUUGUAACGGACAGCCCUGCUAUUAGUCAGUGACAGGGAAAGAGGCGACUGUGUGUCAGACUGACGGAUGCUGCUGCCCUGUUGACACUUCUUCUCUCCAACCUUACGCAUCUGUUUUUUCUUCAGUCCCUCUUCUCCGUCCCUUCUGUUUCUUCCUGUUACCGGGCUGAUUGUUGUUUGGUACAGCCACUGAUGGACAGCAGUCAUCUGUAAAAUUGACUCGCCUCAGGAGCUGCUGCAGGAAAUGGGCAAAAAUAAUACAGAACAAGGAUUAAUGAAAUGAUUUCCUUUCUUCCCUUUUCCUCUUCUGUGCUAUUGCUCUUUGGGCACAGAUGUUUGACAGGACAGGUAAACUGCCAACAUUUACCUUAUCAUUGUCACGCAGAUGCACUGCAUCCGCGACUCUGCCAUUGUUUUGUGCGCCGCUCUCGAGUUGAUGUGGCCCAUCCCGCCCCUUUUCUCACAGCAGAGUUUUCAUCAAGUUCACCUUCAAACGACAGCGUCAUCUGUCGCCUAAAUAUAGUCCUGCUGUGACAUAUUUGGUGCUCGUAUCUUGGCUCUCACUUUUCUUGGAUCAGUUUACCUCGUGUUUAUUAAUUAAUCUCUCCUAAUGAUCAGCGCUGACAAACGAGGCAGGAAAGAGAAGCAGUGGACCACAGGGACUGACCUGUGUACUGUUUGUUUAAGCACAGCGAUGUCCCUGUUGGGGCGUCAUGGUAGUGAUAUUCAUAACAGCACAAACUAAUAAGAAGUGCACCUGUGUGCGCUUCUAUUCUGAGACUGUUUAUUCACAAAGCGACGGGAUCAGGGGAAAAUGGGAACACUAGGAUAAAGGUGGAGGUGAGGAAGGAGAAGAUGCACCCUUGUCUGUUUCGCAACCAUCAGUAUCGCCAUAACCGCAGCGGUCUUGGCUUGUGUUGGGUUUUCUGACACUGCUCUCCCUGGCACUGGAGUGUCCCGGCAGAAACGCAGACAGCAGAGGACAGUUCCCGUCAAGAUUUAAUGACCCGUGUGAUUUCUCUGCGAGAGAUGCGUCCUCAGAGGCAGCCCAACCUGUCUCCCCAGGCCUUCAUCUCUUCCGGAGCCCAGAAGGGGGGCCCUCUCCUCUUUUUUCCCACCUUCAACACCGCCAGCGGUGACGGAGGGCUGUGUUAGAGACUGUUAGGAAUCGGUCAUUAAUGUGCCAAACGCCACCCCUGGUAUGCCGCCACUGUCCCCUCUGCUGCCCCGGGGAGCAGAUGAAGAGGCGGAGUAGAGAGGCUGGGCCGACCGGCGAUGGAGUAGAUAAACUAUCUGCAAGCUGUUCCUCGGGAUAAAGAUUUUUUUUUUUACACUGUUGUCAUUUAUUUUUCGCUAAGAGACUGAGGUUGACCAUUUAGCAAUGCCAAGAUGAUUCAACACGAUUUUGUUUCCAUCGAAGAAAAAAAACAACAACAAUUUUCAUAUUUGAAAAUUAGUUAAAAACGACUUUGUAGAUUUUCAGAGCAGUACAAAUACAACAAAAGAUUAAGAGCCCUUUUUUUACACCCCAUGAAGUUCCUGAAAAUUGCGUUUGUUAUUUCACAUGGGUGUCCUCAGCCGGUCCUAAGCAUUGUGUUAAUUGCUUUUUAAUGAUGCUAUUAAAGGGAGGUUGUCCCUCACACCCCAGCACACCUGUACAAAUGAUAACUAUAGGUUGGCUGUGGUGGGAUUGAUCUCAACACAGAGUCAUCAUCAUAUUGUUGAUUAAAUGAUGGGGGAGACACAGUUUGUUCGUGGUGCAAUCAACCUGUCGAGUAUUUUUUUAACCUCUGUGUAACUCCAGAUGAUGCAUAAAAACACAGACAUAAAAAGCAGUUAUUUAUGUUUAAUAUUCCUGCAAAAAUCAUCUUUAGGCAUGACUACAGUAAAAAUUUGGUAAUAAUUUAUCACUGGGUGUGUAACAACAUGAUUCCUGAAUUUGAAUACUGUUUCAUUACUUUUUAGCGGACUACUGAAUCAAAUUUAAAAAAAUAUGUAAAUGUAAGUUUGAUAAAUUAAUAAAAUUCCUUCCAGUCGUUAACUUUUUCCAACUUUUAAUCCUUGCAACAAUUGCCAUUAUGCUCCCAGUAAUUUUUGUUCAUUGUGUCGUCUACUUCUGUCUAAAGCUACUUUCCAAAGUAAUCAGCCAAAAAAAUAAUAAUAAAUUGAUUCAAUUUUAAACCUGGUAAAAAUACAAAUGACAAUGCAGAGAAAACAGAGAUUUAAAAACAAAGCAAAACCAGAAAAAAAACAACAGGCUUUGGUCUUUUUUAAUUCUACAGAGCAGUUGCUUAAAGUCUGAUAUAGGCCUGAGCAAUUUGGCCAAAAAGAUGAUUACGAUAUACUUUGUCAUAUUGUCCGAUCUCGAUUGUGAUCCCGAUUUUUUUUAAACUGACAGUUUUAAAGCAUCUUUACUUAAAACUAAAAAAAUAAAUAGAUAAAAACUAAAUGAGAAGUUCAAUAACUUUUCUUCUCAACAAUAACAUCUUUGGAGGAUGACUCAAAGUCAUGGCUGACAUCUAUUUUACUGCACUCAGCUCCACGUUCGGUUACUUUGUUUACUUUUCCAACAACUCACAGAAAGCUCGACUCUGAUUGGCUGUUGUGGUGCACAUUUUCGCCAUGUUUGAUCAAGUAAAUAAGCUCACAGUUGAUCACGGUGAUCGAACUGAAGUUUAUUACGAUCAUAUAAUUGCGCAGUCCUAGUCUAAUAUUUGUUUUUCCCUGACAGUGUCUGAAAACCAUUGUUUUGUAGAACAGCCAGUGUCCACUGGGUUAUCCUGGAGCACCCGUGUUUGACUUGGAAAAAAGGGACAGAGACAGGGAAAAGUGUACGGACUGCGCACACUCGUGACCAGGCAUUUCAGCAGCCGCAGCAGCAGGAGACCUCGCCAGCUCCAGUCCAGAUUAGAUAAGCAGGAAGUGCUGAAUCGGUUUCUCUACAUGCCUCCUUUGGUACACUGGGGCUGUAAAAGUCAGUCCCUCAGUUUGAAGAAGUGCUGAUUGAGGCAUAUUUGAACAACCAUGCUGAUUAUAGAUAUCAUGCAAACAUGCCAGCUUUUAAUUAUUCGAGGCCAGACGUUGGACUGUAUUGGGAGAAACAGUGGCAGAGACGUUAAGUGCCUCCAAAGUAAAAAAAAAAAAAAAACACUUAUUGUCAGAGUGUAAAAAGACUGAUUCAGCACAUUUUACAUUCAAGCGGUGACAUUUUCAAGAGUGUGUCGCAACAGAAGAUAGAAUGACUUGUUUUGCAAAAUAUUCCUGAUGACAUGAAAUUUUUCAAACCUUCAGAUUUAGAUUUUUUUAAAUUGUUUUCUUUUUAAAUGUUUUGUUAUAUUUAUAUUUAUUUUAUUUAUUUAUUUAUUUUUUGCAAUUUUUUUGUCUUUAUAGAAAGGAUAGAUUGGAAAUAUGGGGAGAUAGAGAGAGAUGGGGGAGGACAUGCAGCACCAAAUGUGGAGUGUGCUCAGUUAAGAUUUUUUAAAUGGCCGACUUUCUCUCUUUCUCUCUCUUUUUUUUGAAGUGAUCCAGUGUUGAAGUGAACUUUUCUCUGAUUAUAUCCCAUCAUCAUUCUUAUUUCUUUUUUGCCCACAGCCACUGCGCCAGCGAGCCCCAGUCUGUCUCAGCAUACGAGGCCAGCACGCUGCCACCCGUACAGUGGAUGAGGAUCGCCCAUGGACAGGCCAGGAGAGUCUGGCCCAGGAUGACCCCGAGAUGUGGGAUCUGCUGCAGAAGGAGAAGGACAGGCAGUGUCGUGGCCUGGAGCUCAUUGCAUCAGAGGUGAAACAUUUUUCACUGACUCUAAUUAUGUCUUUAUUUGGAAAAUUAAUUUGACUUUCAUGUUAUGUGGUUAUUCAAUAGUACAGUGGGGCAGGAAAGGCAAAGGGGCUGUAAAAUAAAGGAAGAUCAACUUAAAGCUCUUAAACCUGAUUGUAAACUGAUUUUGGUGCCAGGGUAACUUGAGUGCAGUUUGGUUGAUUGUAAAGAUGUACUCAAGACAGAUUACUUAACAGCGGAGAUAUUCAAAUUGAAAAUUACCAAAUAGUAAGGCACUCUCGUAAAGUUCCUUUAGCCUCUUGUCAGGCCUGAAAAUGUUGUUGCAGAAAUAAUUUAGAGCAAGGAUCUUAACAAAGAAGAGGAAUUAACAUUUCAGCAGCCUUGAGCUGAAUAUAAAGAACCAUCUUACUGUACGAUUGUAUUUUUUCUGAGUUGACUUUUUCCUAAAGAACAGUUUGUUUAAACACUUAAUCAAUGCCCGUGGGAACUGGCAAGCACACCCUCUUUAUGUUGGCAGUGCAGGGAGCCGAGAAUGCUUCAUCACCUGUGAUUAACAUUUUGACAAAUGGGAUGAAUGAACAUGCUUGCUAGAUUUAUGGCUCUCUUAUUCUGGCUGUAUCUUUUUGUGCUCGCUGCAUUGAUAGUAAAACCCUUAUCAGAGUUUUAUCAGGCCUCCUAUUUCUUGAUAAAUACAGCAUGAGCUGCACAUCCAGUACAACAAACAAUAGGAGUACUGCAUUCUGAAUUCAUAUCCCGAAUAUGUGGAUCUAGUUGUUUCUUAUAUUUAUUCCAAAAUCUUCCACUGCUGUUUUUUAAAUAUUUUAUUGCAGAAACCUUGAAUUGUUUUUAUCUUUCCAAGUGCUAGACUAGUGAGACAAUGACCUUCUGGCUCCAGAAUUCAAAGGCUAAAAUGGAUAUCAUUAACUCUGACAUGUGCUGGGUUAAAAAAAACCCACUCUAAAUAUUUCUUACUUGGCUUUUAUUAUAGUCAAAACAUCCAAAGCAGGAAGCAGUGGAUUUUGUGUGAAAGAACAGCCCUGUGUUUAUAGAACCAUUCCCUUUGGCAGCUAUUUGUUUCUAUCCUGAGGCUGAAAAUUUUCACCAUCCAAAAGAUCAGGCAGGGCUUUAUCUUGUACUAUUCUUUCCCUCCCCUCCUGUUUCUUCUUUGCCACAGCGGUUGUUCAGUGGAGUAUGUCGCCUCCCCUCCCCACAAAAAUACCUGACCGCUCUAGUGUGAGAUAAAGCUGAUAUCUUCAUCCUGCCUUUCCCUCCAACCGCACUCUGCAAGGCACAUCAGCUCAGAGAGGCAUUCCUCAAAUGAAAAGACCUGCCUUCUCACACGUUGAUCUACACACACAAUGUAGCUCAAGUGUAAAGACAAUGAGAAGCACGUGCAUUUUUUUCACUGUUUUAUGCACAAUCAACAGCGUGACAGGCAGCAGAGAGCUGCUACUGGAGCUGUGAACUUCCUUGAUCCUCUCUUGGCCUAGGAUUGGGUUAGGUGAAGCAUUAGCAUGAUCACAUUCUCCGCAGAAACAUAUGUGUCAUCUCAACGCAGGAAAGAGGCAAGACUCAACCUUACUGUGUGUGUGUGUCAGGUCAGACCCUUUUACUGGCCACUUAGUGUGAUAGUAUAGAGAAUGAGUGUUGUGUCAGGAGGCCAUUCAAGGAUCACUUAUGGUCAGGUCCAUAAGUCUUAAAGAGACAGCAGCGAAAACGAAGCAUUUCAGACAAAGGCUGAAAUAAUCAUAUUUUAAUGCACCAGAGUGAGAAAGACAAGGCUCAUUUUGAUCUGAUCCGACAAUCACAUAAAGCUAUUCAAGAGGAAUCAGGAAAAAAUAAUAAUAUAAUUAUAUAAAUAUAAUAUCUGCUCUUUUAAGCUUAGGGCAUUAUUUACUAUGUGAUUCACUGAUUUGUUCAAACAGCAGCCCUGGAGCCAAACGUUUAAGGUUUACUUUAGACACAUAAGACAAAAAAAAUCUUCACAAUUUUAAAGCUGGAAAACUUCCUUCAAGGCUUAUAGCAAUACAAAAGUAGAAUUUCAUUUCAUGUGUAAAAUGAAAUAGGGCUGCAGCUAUCGAAUAUUUAAGUAAUCGAGUGUUUUACGGAAUAUUCCAUCUAUUAAUCAAGUAAUGUGAUAAAACAUCAUUUUUUGUGCAAUUAUUAAUAUAAGUGCAAUUAUUAAAAUACAAGAGAAAAUAAGACAUUUAACUUAAUAAUGAACAAUCAAUUGUUAACCUUUAUUAGAAACAAGGAACACGGAACAAGUGCGUGUAUUAGCGGAUUACAAUACUCGUAAGAAAGCCUGUUAUGAUAUUAAUUUAAAUCAUGUCCCCAAAGACAUUAGUGUCUAAGAGCUGAAUAGCUCCUAUGUUACCUGCCACUUCUACUACACCGGCAAUGUUAGACUACAAGCUAACGUGAAGAGGAGUGUGAAGAGCAGCGCUGUCUCCGCCCACAACUCAGAGGUGAAUUGCUAAUAAUCUACUGGAGCUCUGCAGAAGAAAAGCCCCUCUCAUCAUUCAUUUUUUCCACUCCGCAAAUACAAAACCGCGUUUACUCCUCCUUCUAGCGUGGUGACGUAAACGUGUUGUGUCACCUUGAAAAUACUCCCUGCGAAACAGUGACGAUUUGAGCUUAUAAACGAGUGCUCGAGGCAGAGAAAAUUCCUCCAUCAUUUUUGUGAUUGAGGUACUCGAGGAAUUGUUUCUGCCCUAAAAUUAAACGUUCCAGUAAACCACAGGGAUCUACUGAAGCAACAAAUUUUCAAGUGGAUUAAAUAUCCACAGCCCUACUACCAGUGAUGAUGCUGUGCAUUAUAUAAAUAUUUAACUCUACGACUUGUCCUGGAAACCACAGACAACCCAUGACUGAAAACUUUGAGGGGAUCUGAAUCCCAUUUUGCAGCAAACAUCCUUACUUAAAUGUGUUUUUGUCAGAAAAAGGCCACACGUGUAUACAUCUAAAGAUGAGCAGCAAAGUUUACUAUAUUAUCUUUGUGUCCUCCAGCAGUGAAGCAAUCAGGAUUGUGAAGUGCAGAGUGUUAGUCUAUGGAAGUCCAGAGGUUCAAUACAGUAAUGAUUGCCUUUAGCUGGAGGGGGAUUUCUCACUAUCACUUAACAGACUUUAAUUUGCGGUCCUUGUCCCUUCUGUCUACUCGUGCCAUUGAUCCAAGGGUAUGUGUGUUUGCGCUUGUGUGUGUUUGUGUGUAUGUGUGUUUGUGUGUGUGUGUGUGUGUGUGUGUGUGUGUGUGUGUGUGUUUUCUCACCACAGAAUUUCUGCAGUCGAGCAGCUCUAGAAGCUCAGGGCUCCUGUCUGAACAACAAAUACUCUGAAGGGUACCCAGGGAGAAGGUGAGUGUGUUGACUCAGUUCCGCCUCGCUCAUUAACACCGUUGAUACUUUCUGCUUUAGGGUAGUUUUACACAAAUGCACAGAAAGAUAGUUAUCUGUAUAUUUUUCGUUUCAGCCCUUUUAAUGACAGCCACACAGCCAACAAUCCACAGCCCUGCCUCUCACACAAAGACACCUGAGGGGGAACACUGAAAGAUUGUAGUACAAAGGCUAACCGCUGCACAUUGACUUUUGCCUUAUUUCUAUUUUCUGUUAUUUCCCUCGGAUAUGUCACAGUCAUCUGCAGCAAACAGAGAGCUGACAUGUUUUAAAACGUUACUCAUUUGAUCCCUUUGAUUCCUACAACAUAAACCAACCGUAAACCUCCUUCCCACUGAACCUGACAUUUUUUUCCCCCUCUCCCCUUCGUUCUACUCAUCUGCUGGUUUACACUUUAAUGUAAUGAAACAAAAGAGUGAUCUCACUGAACGAGUGGUUUGCACAGAGGCCAUCUGUUGCUCCUUCAUCUGUAAUUACACUGAAAAGGACUGACUGACAAGCAUUUUCACCCGAGAUGUCCCAGAUCUGUUGUGCUAGCUCCUGGUUAACAUUUAUCUUGAUUACUGUACAUGUUUAUCAUCAACAGUGCAGUUUGUGAAAGGCACUGCUGAUGCUGAAUUACUGUAAAGAAUGCAGCAGUAUAUUUCAAGCUAUUUCAGACUGUUUUUAACGGCUCAUUGGCAUCUCACCUGGCUCACUCUAGACCUUGUGUCAAGAGGUAACAGUCUGCAGCUGUUUCUAUGAACAAAUCCCGAAAAAAGAGGCUGUGUCGAACUUUGUUGUUAAAAAUGUCACAGACAAAAACAUAGGGGAGGGGUUGAUAUUUGACUUACCUCGCUAAUUAGCAGAAACAAAAAAAACAACAAACACCUCUAAACAAGCGAUUAUUUUCUUCAGCAACUUCUGACACUAGUAAGUAUUUAAAAACAGGUGUGAAAUGUCAAGUCGUUUGUUCAUUACUCGUCUGCUGCUCCCAAGUGACCAAUUCGCAGGUUUAGUCUGGUUCGUUAUUGCUGGUUUAAUUUGAUGCAAUACUAUUCACAGGUCUGAAAAAUAACCUAAAGGUGUUUUUUUCCUCCCUAUACCUCACUUACAGAUACUAUGGCGGAGCAGAAGUGGUCGACCAAAUCGAGCUGCUGUGUCAGAAGCGAGCCCUGGAAGCCUUUGACCUGGACCCGGCUCUGUGGGGUGUUAACGUCCAGCCAUACUCCGGUUCUCCCGCUAACUUUGCGGCCUACACCGCUGUACUGAACCCCCAUGACCGCAUCAUGGGUCUGGACCUGCCCGACGGAGGACAGUCAGUAAUCACCCUGUCACUUGUUUUCUGCAACCCUCACACUUCUCUGAGCUGACCCAGUUCUAUUUCAGUCAAAAUGAGUAUUUUUCAGCACAUCAGUGAACUAAGAUAAUGUUCUUUCCUGUCAUGUAUCAUGUUGUUGGAAAUUAUUAGGAUGUGUUUGUGCUCGUUGUCUUCAUUUUUCCUUUUUUGUCCCUGCAGUCUGACCCACGGCUACAUGUCCGACGUGAAAAGGAUCUCCGCGACCUCAAUCUAUUUCGAGUCCAUGCCCUAUAAACUAAAUGUAAGUAAAGACUCGCAGAUUUCAACUACAACAAGUUGUGGACUUUGUUUUCAUGCUUGUAGUAAACAGUCCAUGAUACUCACAAUGUGACCAAUCAUAGCAGAUCCAACAUGUUUUCCACCAGCACUGAGAAAAGUGCUAUAGGGUCCCCUCAGAUCUGAGUUAGCAUGUACAUAUGAUCAGUCCUCCAUGUACUGGUGCGCAGUAUUUUAUCCUGAGGUCAUCGUCAUGUGGUAGUCAUGUGGUAGUGUCGGUAACAGCUGAUGGAUGGCCGCGAGCGUCUGCAUGUCCAGACCUGCUGAUGUAUGGGCAGGCAGGACCCCUCUGCGAGAGAGAUAAUGGGAAAUCGACAGGCUGGCCAGCACCACUGGCUCUGUCUUCACAAUGAGCAGCUUGAUGGAGUGAGGGGGCAUCCAUAGAUGUGCUCUGGAGAUGGGAGAUUAUCAGGUUGUCUAAAUAAAGCUCUCCCUCCUCCUUUUUUUCUCUCUUCUUUUCGAAUCUGUCUCCCACUUAUCCCCCCAUCCUUUCUGUCUCUCACUUUGUUUUCCUGCUCUCUUUCUCUUGCCCGCAUUGUCUCAUCUCUCUGAUGCUCGGAGGAGGGGUAGAAAGCUAAAGCCGGAGAUUCAAGCGCAGUAUGCUCUCGUCAUGGAGCCGUCUCCAUUUUACAUUGUGCAAAAGUACAACCCCCGAACAAAAGCUUAUCUAACAUAUUUCUAAAAUUGCUGAUCCCUGAAAAGAGCAGGAAAGUCUCCAAACUAACCUCUGAUCAGUUGAGCCUCAUCAUAAAAGCAAGGUACAUCUCUGAAAGGUUGAAUAAGGAUAAGUAAGGGUACAUUACUGUAAUGUCUCCAUCUUCCCUCACAUUUUAAGUUGAAGUGUCUCUCUCCGAUAAAUUUCCUCCCCCUUUUAAGGUAGCCAAAGUACUUCAAAUGUAACGGCAUAAAAUGAUUUUCAAAUGGGAAAAAAAAUCUCUCCUCUGUGAUGAUAUGUUUGCUCUUGAUCUUCAGGAUGUCUGGCAACUUUUUUGAUCCUUUCAUGCUCUGUGUUUCCCUCCCUCUGACCCUUACUCUCCCUCUAAUAUUCUCAUUUAUUCAUCCUCCACUUCUCUCCUCCUCCUCCUCCUCUGCCUCUUUUAAAUCCCCUCAAUCUAUCUCUCUCUCCAUCUAUUUGCAGCCUGCAACAGGACUCAUAGACUACGACCAGAUGGAAAUGACGGCCAAGCUGUUCCGGCCCAAGCUCAUCAUCGCUGGCACCAGCGCCUAUGCCCGCCUCAUUGACUACGCCCGCGUCAAGAAGGUGCAUGAGGAACUCUCUCUGUGUUCACAGCUCACUCGGUUUCACCCCAUUUUUUUUCUCACCUGCUACCUUUUUCUCCACUUCUCAUUCUUCUCAUUACGAAGGUCAGAGCAGCUUUUGUCCUCUUAUUUAAAACUCAGUCAACCUUCGCUGAACUGUCACACACACCUGUUUCCCUGAGCAAAGAGGUCAGACCUCAUCACAGUCACGCCCAACCAAAUCUUUGCUUACUAGAAGAAAGCAGAGUGCUCUGAAUGACCAAACGUUCCCCAUCAUGCAGCAACACUUUUUAGGGACGGACCAUUUUUAGGGUCUUUCAUGCUAGCACUCAAUAACACAGAUGCUUUCUUCCUCUCUUGCCUACUCAAACAAACCAAACAUACUGACUCACUAGUCCACAGCGGCAACUUUUAACAGCACACUUCAUCGCCCUCUUUGAAAGUGCACAAGAGGCCCCUUUAUCUGUUUUGUUAUACCCACCCGCUGGUUCCCGUCAUUCACUCCAUGACUGCCUCCCUUUGUUGCAGAGCUCCACUUUAGCUAGCACCAUCAGAUGGAGUGUCCCACCAUUACAGAGCUGUGUUUUUAUUAAGCACCAUUACUACUUAGCCACCAGGCCUGAAGUGGGGCCAUAUUUUCCCGCUGGCAUGUCUCUGUGGAACUGUUCGCUGUUUUAUGGCAGAAUCUGCUGGCCCGGGCUCCUCUCCAGAAUUUCACUGUUGUGUUACCUAGAUGGGAGCAGGCUUCUGUUUUUUUGUUUGUUUGUUUUUUUCUUUCCACCAGUGUUCGUCAGCUAGCACAGAUCAGAUCACCCUGUUGCAUUCUUCACUCCCUCCAGUAACCCUGCCAUCUUUCCUGUGUUCUUAUCUAAUAAACAUCCGCUGAUCCAGUUUCGAUACGGGAUGAAGGGAGAUUUUUAUGAUAAUACAUAUUAAUUGGAGCACUAAAAAGACUGCUCACUGCUCUGAUCGUUCGCUCAUUUGCAUCUUAGUGAGCUAUUUAUUGUUUGUGCCUCUCUCAAUAAAUGUUGGCAAGAGACAGCAAGGACUUAUUGAAUUACACUGUAAUGUAACAAGCCUCUGAAGACCGUCAAAGAGUGUAGAAACAACAGCUCUGAUCUGGAAUAUCUGCGCUUUGAGAGAACAGGUACUGCCAAGCAGCGUAGAGUUACUCCUCAUAUCUUAACAGUGUGGAAGAACGUGGAUACAGCCCCACCAAUGAGACUCUAUCGUACUUUCAUAGAUAGAGUUAGGUCACUGAUUGGUGAAGUUACACGAAUUUAUCAGCUUAAUAGAUUAGCUUUAGAGAUACUCUAUCGCUGUCCGAUAAAAAUCACGUAUCUCCUCUUUUUUCAGUAUAUAUAUGGUCCAUAAUCUUCCCUAACAACCUGUAGUUUUGGGUUUCCAAAUGACCGAUGGAAAGACAUUUUAUAACAUCAUCUUUUCAACAAGUAUCUCCAUUGGGUGUCGGAAGUGUCAACAAAGCCCGUAUCUCCGGCCUGGUUCUGCGUUGUCAUGACAGCAAACAGACUUUACACUGUGACAGACUCAUAAUAGUCCAGGGUAAUGUUACACUAAUGUCCUCACAUCAACUGAUGCCGACCUCAAACUUUGUUCAAUCCAUGGCAGUGUUGUUUACCUGUACGUUAGAUUUCUUGAGCUGCUGCUGUUUUGUCUCUCACACUGGGUCGUGGACACUAGUUCAUGUUAAAUUGGGAGUCGCCACUCAAAAAGGUUGACAACCAAUGUGCUAUGUGGAAAUAUAGGAUAGCCUGCUAUCAAUAGUUUAUUGACAUAAUGGGACAGAAACAGGAUACUAAGAGCUCGUAAAUAACGUCAUUGGAGGGCAUUAUUAAAAAAAUAUGUAUGUCCACUAUCACUCACAACGCAAAGCACUUAAGUCCUUUUAAAAUAUCACAGGUCACUGAUGACUGUGUAAAUAUAGAUUUUGAUUUCGGGUCCUAGUUGUGUCUGAUUACAGUGUUUUGGGUUUAUUCCCUGUGGUAGUUUAUGAAUAAAAUUGUUUUUUAAUGUUCCUGAGAAAUACACAUUUUAGAGAUACGUGUUUUUUAUUGGCCAGUGACGAUAUACUAAAGGGUAUUAAAUAUAAAUAAAGCAAGGUCAUAAAUAUGUGCACAGUGGUUGCCUUUGCUCAUAACUCCAAAACACUGAAAACUGAGACUGGAGCUCAAGCGCUGACCUUUAGUUGAAGGGGAGCUGAAAUGUACUUUGUGUGUCUGUAUCGGGUUAGCAGUGAAGACUGUCCCCUUUAAAGUGCCCCAACCCUGUUUUAAAUGACCAGACUGAACACGGCACCUUGCUUAGAUAUGUGAAUAAGGAACUAACCCUUAUAAUUGACACGUGAGCUAAAUGUUUUCACUCUGUUUGUCACCUGAAAGUAGGAGGUUAUGAUUCCCACAUUGUUUUUUUUUUCUUUUUCACGGGGAAUAGUCAAAUUAAACACAAAGUCAGCAGUCACCUCUUUCACAGUUUUAUUUCACACUGUAAAAGUGUGUCACCGCCUCAACACUGACUGAUUGCACUUCAUUUCACAGGUAACAUGAACAAAUGCUUAGAAAUGGCAUUUUCCAUGUAUAAACUAAAUCAUCUCAAAGAAUGAAUUAAUAGACUAAUUUUGUGUUGUCCCUUCUUUCCCCUCUUUGCCUCUCAGCUGUGCACUGACAUCAAGGCCUACUUGCUUGCUGACAUGGCCCAUAUCAGCGGGCUGGUGGCAGGAAAAGCCAUCCCCUCUCCUUUUGAUCACGCAGACCUGGUGACCUCUACCACACACAAAUCCCUCAGAGGAUCCAGGUAAGAACAUGAGGAGUGUCAGGAAAAUUUCAUGAGAACUCCUGGACUGAUGCCACUGAAGUUAGAGUGCAUGCAAAGAGGCUUAGGGCAUUAUUCUAUCUCUCUUUCACAAAUCAAAUCGACAUUUUUUGUCCCAUUGUCCUGCCUCAUCAGAGCUGGCCUCAUCUUCUACCGUAAGGGUGUUCGCUCAGUGGACAAGAAGGGGAAGGAGAUCAUGUACGACCUGGAGGACAGAGUCAACUUCUCGGUUUUCCCCUCCCUGCAGGGUGGACCACAUAAUCAUGCCAUCGCUGGUGUGGCUGUCGCACUCAGACAGGUCAGCACAGUGCAAAAACCAACUCAAUCAUCUCAUCUCAAUGCAACAGUCACAUUUUAUUUGCAAAUGUGACACUUUAUUACCUUGGUUGCUUUUCUAAAUAAGAAGGAAUCACUCAAAACUGAGACAAAAUUUUACUGCUGAGAUGUUUUGAUAUAGAAUAGAACCAGUGAUAGAAGACACCAAGAAUACAAUAAAACAGUCAGCAAAAUAAACUGCACCAAGACAUUUAUAUUACUGUCAAAACAACCUGUCGACCAGAAUGUGUUAGAGGCUGCAAAGGAUAAUUAUGAUUAUGUGAAAAGAGCAUUUACACUAUAGAAGAAAUGUUUAUGCAGCCUUUUUCUUUUUUACUGCACUUAGUCUUUCAAUGAUCAACACUUGACCAAAGAAUAUUAUUCUUCAGGUUGAUUGUUGUCCCUACCAGAGAGUAACUCAACAUUUCAAUCACAACAUAUAAUGUAAAAACAAUGUGUAUCUUAUCAAAGCUGCUGUGAGGAAUUUUUGCUUUGUGUCCAUUUUUGUGUCUCUUGUGAAAAGAGAUGUCUGUUUUAUCAAUCUGCUACAGGGGAGUAAUUUCCAACAAAAAUCUCAUCCUUAUCUUUUCAACUGUCAAAUUUCUCAUUUAUUGUGAGUAGUUGGUGUUGAAUAUGUAGAAGAGGCUUCUUAAUCGACUGGUAUAACACAUAUGUCCUUGUAGCAUGUUUGAGCAUUAAAAAAGUUGAGAAAUUGUUGAUUUUGUUUGCUUUUGUAGAACCUAAAGAGGCAACAAAAUCAAUUUCAGUGUUUUCACAACUAGUUAGCCUAGGAAUAUUUAGCACUGCUAAACUACAGAAACAUGAUAGAUCUCUGGUUGUUUUCUCAAUCAUAGCUCAACAGAAUCUAACUCAAACAUUAUUGCUUCCUCUAACUUAACCCUGUUCAUCUUUUAAUGUGUGUGUUUGUGCAGGCACAGUCUCCUAUGUUCAGGGAGUAUAUCAGCCAGGUAUUAAAGAACGCCAAGGCCAUGGCUACCGCUCUCACCGGCAAAGGCUACACCCUGGUGUCAGGUAAUCAAACUAAUAUUUAAGCAUUCUUCUUUUCAUUCUCUGUCAGACGCUGGCUCAGCAAAUGGCAACAGAAAAAAAAACAAUAAAAAAACAACACACCACAGAGUCAAUGAAGAGAAAUGUCCUGUCACAAAAUGCAAAUUGCAGGAUGGAAUAAAAACAGAAAAGCAUUUAAAUUCAUGAUGUGCAAAUAGGCUAAUGUCAGUGUGGCUGUCCUGUCAGUCAGGGAAAUAAAACCAGAUGAAAGUGGUCACUUUCUGGCUGUGAGCAGAUGCUCCAGUCUUGUACUGCAUUUAAUUCUCUGGCCUCAGCUCUUUUUUGAUGUAUAGCCUUCAAGUGGUAGCUUAAAAAACACAGACUUUUCCUGUGCUUACACUGCAUUAUGUGCACGCGUCUCUUUUUCAAUCUUUUCAUAGACAGGUGGAAAAAAAAAGAAAAGCAGUAAAAAAAGGUGGCAGUUAUGUGCUGAAACCCAGUAUGAAACUUGUCAAUUUGUAAAAAGGAGUAUCUAAUCACUCAAUACUGUUGCACUUUUUGGUUUUAACAAGCGUGUAAAUCAUCAGAGCAGUAAUGUAGUCUCUAAAACUAGCGUAGUCUGAUACAACAGCUGAAGGUUAGGGUUAGGGUUGUUAUAUUCACUACCUGUUCAAUCUGUUCAGAAGUGAGGCAGCUGAGGAUGGGAUCUGUUCAGCUGCAGUCCUGAACUUUGUUCAGUGUUAAAUUUUAUGAAGCCUACCAUCACCGACUCAAACAAAAUAAAAGAAAUGCCUCUUUAACAAAACAGUUCCAGCAGCAGGCCAAUGCCAAGGGUAUGUUAGAUGUUUAAACUCAGUUUCAUUAGAACAAAUUGGAGAGUUCAGUUUAAAUAGCAACAGUAUUCCCAUCUGUCAAACCUUAAAGGGGAAAUUUCUGAUUUGUUCUUUGGUUGUAUGGAAUAGUUACACAUGGUCAAAAUCUAAAGUAGAGGAUCACUGUGAACAAAGGCAAAAUAAUCAAAUCAGUAGAACCUCCUGCUGCAUGAAUUUAAAUGUUCUAGGUUAAAGAAAACAGAGUUGCAUAAAAAUGCUUUACAGAUAAACAUGCACUAGUGAGCCGGAAAGGUAAAGACAGGAAGCAUUACUGACUUGACUGAACUUUGGCUUUAACUGCAUAAAUAUAGUGAAAGUACUUCAUCAUGUUAAAUAUUAUUGGAUUAAUGGCCUUAAACUGAUCCACGUCUAAAAGCCCCAGACUUUUCCUCUUCUAAUGUCGAACUUUUGCUGAAUAUUUCAGGUGGGACCGAUAACCACCUGGUCCUUGUGGACCUUCGGCCCAAGGGCAUCGAUGGUGCUCGUGCGGAGAGGGUGCUGGAGCUUGUGUCAAUCACUGCCAAUAAGAACACCUGCCCCGGGGACAAGAGCGCCUUGACUCCUGGAGGCCUCCGGCUGGGUGAGGAAGCUUCACAUUAUACCACAUUUUCUGAGUAUUCUGAGUCUGAACAUUGUGAAUAGUAUGAUCAGAAAUCAUAGAAAGGCUGUCUUUUCACUUAAUUGGUCCUCUAACACUAACGAAAUGUGGCUCUGCAUAUGGAAAUUAGCAAGUUACCAGUUAAGCCACAAGCACUGAGCACAUCAUGAUUAAUUAAGCAUGUUUGGCUUUUUAAUCAUCUCUCAGGAAGUUCACAAGCUCUGCUUCUCUUCUGCCACAUUUAGCAUUGUCUUAAGGCAAGGUACUUCAUCUACACUGAAAUGUGCUGCUCUCCUUUUCUUAUUAUCAUUAUUAUUACAUCUCGGUGACCUAUAAGCAUCAAUGUCGUUCUAACAUGUGUGCAUAAUCAUUACUGAAAUGUCAAAAGCUGCAGGGUUCUGUUAUUCCUCUGAAGACCAUAUGGCUCCUUACUGAUAAAAAAAUGAUCAGAGACAGUUGGACCUGUGAAAGUGAAAGCAGCCUUUCCCUGGGUGGAAAACUUAUUAAACAUCCACCAGCCAUUAUUGGAUAAAUCUUAAAACUCACCAGCAACUCAAUCAAUCUUAGUUUUGUCUAUCAAAUCUACAAGCAUUGCGUGGGUAGCAGUGUGAUUCAAAUCUGAUAAAAAAAAAGUUUGAAUGUUAAUCUGGACAUUUUGUCACUUUGUUCCCAGGUGCCCCAGCUCUGACCUCCAGACAGUUCAAAGAAGCUGACUUUGUGCAGGUUGUAGAGUAUAUGGAUGAGGGCUUCAAAAUCGCCAUGGAUGUCAAGAAGAAGACAGGUACUGUGACAACAGUGGGAGAUCACAAUUUAAUGAUGUUUAGUAAAAACAUACCUUAUUUUUUAUAUUACUAUAAGACAGAUUAUGAAACAAUAAUUGUAUUUGUAAUUAAAAAUAGCAAGAAAGUGCAGUGUUCUGUUUAAAUUGAAUUGUUGCAUGCAAAUGCAUGAAAGGAAACAAAAAGCCUGGGGGGUAAUAAAACAAAGGAAGCCAGAGAAAGGAAAACUAAGACCUUCCACUUUCUUCUCCAGGAAAGCUCCAGGACUUCAAGAACUUCCUUCUCCAGGACCCUGAGACUGUGGCUCGCAUUGCUGAACUGAGGCACCAUGUUGAGGCUUUUGCCAGACCCUUCCCCAUGCCAGGCUUCCAUGACCAUUAGGAAAGCCAAUAAAGUGUUGAAGGGGGAGGGGUGGCAGCCAGGUGGCAGAAAGCUGGCUGGCCAGAAGCAUACACAGAAAGGGGGCAAAAAAUAUCAUGGCAGUGAAAUGUGGCUGAUGACUCACUACUCCCUUUUUUUUCCAACCAGAAUUUAGAAACCACAUCUUUUUAUACUUCUCUGCAAUCAUUCAUCAAUCUAUUCUUGUAAAAAAAAAAACAUUGCCUCCAUGCUGAGGUGAGGAAACAAUAAAAUUUGACAGAUUUUUUUAGAGCUAAAGAACCUAUUUUUAUUGUAUGUCUUACGCCAUCUGAACUGUUUGUAUGGGAGGAAAAUAUCUUAACAUGUCAAACCAACAAGACAGCUCUCACUCUGACUUGAUUAGUGUCUAAAUAGAUGUGACAAGCUACACAGGUGAGUCUUAACCCUGUAAAGAGUCUUAACUAAUAUCACUAAUGUAGAUGUUAAAGAAAUGUGCAUGAUGUGUUCUCUCCUGUCAUUUUGUGUUUGACACCAAGUACACAAAGGGGCUAAUGGGGUGAAAGCAUAAUGCACCUAAAAUGUUUUGUUUUCCUUUUGAGCACAAUUUUUUGGGAAUCAGAAAUUUAGCCAAAAUGUUGUCAGAUUAUCAUUUUUGAAAGGAUUUUUUUCAUUGAAAAAAAAACAAACAAACUUGUCUCAGAUGUGUCAUAGCCCUGCACUGAUUGUAACAGUGGCUGGACUUAAUAAGCUUAACACCUUUUAGUAGACCUCAGUCCAGUUAAGUUACACUACAAACUAUAGUCAGAGUUUCAGACAGGCAUCCAUAACGAAGAAAGAUUUUUUCUCUUCAAUUGCAUUUUCGUAAAAUAUAUCCACCUUAUGUGAAAAUCUAUUUUUAAAUGGUGUUUUUGGUUUAUGCUGCUGUGAUUGCAUCACCCCUUUCACAGAUGACAGUUUUUAAUUGCUGAACAUGUUGUUAUGAAAUAACCAAAUGAAUUUAACUGAAAUCGCAGCCUGGACUAUUGAGAAAUCUUCCUUUAAGAGUGUUUACAAAGAGUGUAAAUCUUGAUAUAUUAUUUAAAAAAGAGUUAACUAUUGUGUCAGUCAUUUUACAUUAAUCUGAAGGUCUUAACACCAGCUAUGUUGUACUUGAAACAGUCCAAGUCUUGUCUGAUGCCUGAAUUUGAUAAAGGCUUUGUGUAUUAUUUAGUUGUGCAUGUGGUUCACACAUUGAAACUGUUUCCAUUAUCACUGCAUCAGUGACAAAGUACGGUUUCUAUUUGGGAAAUGGUCCUACUGCACCAUUGACUGAAGGGUGUUAGAAAUGCUGUGGUUAUACUGACACAAAAACACACAAAACGCACAGAACAGCGUCUAACGUGAGCCAACCAUGUUUCUCCAUCAUCACAACCUGUUGACAGCCAAUAGACUAGAUUUUGCCAAAAUAUAUCAUGUUUUUUGUACAGCAUUCAGUGUUGAAACUGUUUUAUUUCUUUAUAUGUGGCCAUCCAUUUUACAUAAACCCAACUUCUAGCCAACUUUUGUUGCAGUACACGUUAUCAAUUAACAUUUAAUUAGAACGAAUUGAGUCUCAAUAAAGUAUUAUAAUGCAAACAAAA